Messenger RNA from Peromyscus eremicus (cactus mouse), 390 nucleotides. RefSeq names its product histone H2B type 1-C/E/F/G/I. Bases 10 to 390 code for a protein of 126 amino acids. Gene Ontology annotation, molecular function: DNA binding; structural constituent of chromatin; protein heterodimerization activity. Gene Ontology annotation, cellular component: nucleosome. Lineage: Eukaryota; Metazoa; Chordata; Mammalia; Rodentia; Cricetidae. The record is from RefSeq and is a predicted model, not a curated record. The transcript has a single exon.
UUGUGAAAUAUGCCCGAGCCCGCGAAGUCCGCCCCCGCCCCGAAGAAGGGCUCCAAGAAGGCCGUGACCAAGGCGCAGAAGAAAGAUGGCAAGAAGCGCAAGCGCAGCCGCAAGGAGAGCUACUCGGUUUACGUGUACAAGGUGCUGAAGCAGGUGCACCCCGACACGGGCAUCUCGUCCAAGGCCAUGGGCAUCAUGAACUCGUUCGUCAACGACAUCUUCGAGCGCAUCGCGGGCGAGGCGUCGCGCCUGGCGCAUUACAACAAGCGCUCGACCAUCACGUCCCGGGAGAUCCAGACGGCCGUGCGCCUGCUGCUGCCCGGGGAGCUGGCCAAGCACGCCGUGUCCGAGGGCACCAAGGCCGUCACCAAGUACACCAGCUCCAAGUGA